AGCGGUGGACCUAUGGGGGACCCGUGUUGGGAUUUCACUAGUAUUUUCAAUUAAUUAGUUUACACAGCUUAUUAUUACUAAUUAGAUAGUCUUAGUGUCGUGUACUCCAACUUAAGGGUUCGGCCUUGUGUUUGUGUAGAACAUCAAAUGUGUGGAUACCAUGGUUUUAACGGCUGAAGAAGUUAAACAACGCUAUCCUCUACAUUGGAUGGUGUGGAACGAUGAGCAUGAACAUUUGAAGAGGCAUUUAGAAGAAAAUACGGUUGAAACGGAAGCAUUAGAGCUCCGGGACCCCCGAGGACGGACCCCUCUGUUAUUGGCGGUGACACUGGGCUUGACCGACUGCGUUAAAGUGCUGAUUGACGCCGGCGCUGACGUCAACUGCGUGAAAGAUGGUUGGACGGUGGUCCAAGAGGCGACGGCGACGGGCGACCCCGGUAUCCUAGGUUUAGUGUUGUCCCGGCGGGACUAUUUGCGGCACGCGGUGCGGGCAGGGGGCAUCCCGGACCUAUUGAACCGACUCAGUCUGGCCCCGGAUUUCUAUGUGGAGAUGAAAUGGGAAUUUACCAGUUGGGUGCCUUUAGUAUCGCGUAUGUGUCCGUUCGACACGUAUAAAGUGUACAAGCGGGGCGCCAACGUCCGCGUGGACACCACGCUCGUCGGCUUUGAGAACAACCACUGGCAGAGGGGCGACCGGACGUACAUAUUUAGGGGGCAAGGUGCGAACGCAACGCUAACGGAGAUGGACCACGAGCUGGGCACGAUGUGGAGCGAGACGCUGGAGCCGGCCGCGGGCCGCGCCUGGCCGCCGCCCGCGCCCGCCGCGCUCGCCGCGCGCCUGGCCCAGCCCAUCGCGCUCAACUAUCUAGAUACGGACAAGAUUAGCUUUGAGAGAAAUAAAAGCGGCAUUUGGGGAUGGAGGCAAGACAAGACGGAAGUAGUCAACACGUACGAGUGUAAAGUGUUCAGCGCGAACAACGUGGAGCUAGUCUCCAAGACCAGGACGGAGCACCUGUCCAAGGCCGACAAGAACAAGCUGGCGCCCCGGGCGCCGCUGGCCGGGCUGCUGGCGCUCGCCGACCGCGACAGCGGCGCCACCACCCCCACCACUCCCGACUCGGUUAAAGAAGACAUCGCAAACAGGAUGUCAAACUCGCGGUCGCAGCCGGAGCUCGCUGUCUCGUGGCAAGAGUACUUCUCCGACGAGCCGCUAGAGAGGGACAUCGGCAAGCCGAUGGAGACCACCACUAAGGUGCAGAAGUUCCGAGCCACGCUAUGGUUGUGUGAACAUUAUCCGUUAGAGCUCCAAGAACAGAUAAUGCCGAUCCUGGACCUGAUGGCGUCCAUGUCGUCGCCGCACUUCGCCAAGCUGAAGGACUUCAUACAGAUGCAGCUGCCCGCCGGCUUCCCCGUCAAAAUAGAAAUUCCCCUUUUCCACGUGCUGAACGCCCGUAUAACGUUCGGCAACAUAUUCGGCACGGAAACGCCGGUGCCCCACGUAGAGUGCAUACAAGAGGGCGAUCGGCUGUCGUGUAUAGUGGACGACGCCUGCUUCAAUCUGGCCAAGGGAUACAGGGAUGCACUCGCGACCGACGAACGGAUAGCAUGCAGUAUGGAGCACGACGAGAGUUUAUUGCAAUAUGCUAUUCAGCAGAGCCUCAUGGACCCCGGCACCCACGAGGACCAGGUGGACGUGUGGGAGGCGCUGCGCGGCGCGCGCUCGGCGGCGGGCUCGCCGCGCCCCGGCUCGCCGCGGGGAGGAGCCGACGUCGACCUGCGCGCGCACGAGGAGAGACAGCUGCAGAAAGCUAUCGAAGCGUCCCUCGCGGCCAUCUCGCUGUCCACACCGUCGCCCGCGUCCACACCGACCGACCCCGCGCUGCAGGAGGCCAUAGAAGAGUCCGCGAGAGAACUGGCCAAUAGGAGAGCGGAGCUCGAGGCCGAGCAGAGGGAGCUAGAUGAGGCGCUGCGCAGGUCGCUGCUGGACCACUGAGGAUCUCAAAUAUACGGUACACUAAAGCGUCCACCAAAAGAAGACUUAGCCUAUACAUACAUUAUUAAUAAUAUAGCUAAAAUGUAUAUUUAUUUAUGACACACGGUGAUCAUACAACUAUUAGUGGCACUACAUUUGUACAAGCAUCUUAAAAAUAAAUAAUGUAAAAAAAAACUAUACAACAUGUGGUACAGACACUUCUUUCAAAGAGAUAUAGUGCUGACGACCAAAGUGACCAGAUAUACCGAAACACAGCCUUAUGUCUAUGGUAACAAAGGUGUGUUACGAUAUAUUUGGCCACUUUGGCUUCUAGGCUGACUGUACCUCAUUGACCCAAGUCACGUGGUUUCUCUGUGUAAAUAAUUUUAAAAUCCAUGUAGAAGACAUUAGAGGUGAUUUUAAUAUUUAAUUCACUAAUAUUUUCUACCGAAAAUGAAUGCUUGUAUGAAGACGAAUUGCCACCAAUAAUACGUAUAUUGUGCCUCUUUCCACGCCCGAUAAUAUUGGUGAAUAUUUAUAUUUUAUUAUGUAUAAUUCGAGAAAUAUUACACGCAAAUACCUACAACUCAUGCAUAUUUUGCAAUAUUUAGCUGAUUGUAUUACAAUUAUUUUAAACUAGUUACUCACGUAUUAUGUCGAACAUCAACAUGCAUCCGACAUGACAUGUUAUGAAAAAUUAAAUUAAAUGAAAAUCUUUAUUUGGGCAACUAUAGUGGCCCAUACUUAAAUAACUUAAGACCUAGCAUACAUAUUAUAAAAAUAUAUUUUAAAACUAAACACUAGAGAAUCACAUGGUUGCGAUGCAGUUCACAACCCCGCAGUGUCAGGGAGUCGGCCGCGGAACCGCUGAAACUUGACACCCUUCGGCCAAAACUCCUCCUUGUUAUGCUCGACAUGUUUCGAUCCGUUUUGAGUAUCUUCAACUGGAGCCGUUGCUCCACCGGUCUAUACUGAUCGAGCGCGCGACGUGUGCGCCUAUCAAACCAUGUCGAGUGUUCAUUCGACUUUACACUUUCGGUGCCGGGCGCCCCGUCUCCAGUACAAAAUGAACACACAUACGUGUUCUUGGCAGUGAAUGUGUUAAUACGUACGUGAGUAAUCCGUUUAUAACAAUUUUAAUAUGUUCUAGUGUCACGGCAGUUUUGUAGUUAAAAUGUUGAUUAUUUCUCGAAUUCUACAAACUCGAUAUCAAAGUGCUGUAAAUUAAACGUACUAUGUAUACAGAAACGUAAAACGUAAUACAGCUAGCCGUAGCCAUAUUUGUAUUUGUAAUAUUUAGCCAAAAGAAUUGAGCAUGAAUUUAUUGGUAACGGUAUAAAGGUAUUCCACUAACGUAAUAAAAUUAUAAACCGCCUUUUAAUUUUUACUUUUUUACUUUCAAUCAAGUAUCAAUUAAAAAUAUAUAGAUGUUUUACAUACAAUUUCAAUGGAAAAUGCGUACUCAAUACUUUUGGACAUAUUAGCAAUAUUGGAAUUUCACUGUUUAUUUAAGAAUGGGAGCAAUAACUUAUAGCGUGAGCUAGCUAUUAUUUUAACUUUUCGACUUUAACAUGAACUAUCGGCGUACCUACUAGACUUAAUUGUAGAUAUAAUUUUAAAUAACGUAUAGACUUACCAAGCUAAUUCUGCACCGACUUGGCAAGCGACAGAGUGUGGUUUUGCCACCAAUAAACUUCAAAUUCCCAUGCUGCCCUCCUAAGCUAAAAAGCGGUAUUUGCAUUAAAUUUUCAUUGAAAAAUACGUCCUUUUAGCUUAGGAGGGCAGUAUGAAAAUAUGGCGCUUAUAGUGGCACUUCACACUUUGUCAUUUCAAAGCCUAUACAGAGUUAGUUUAGACUACAGAUGUGCAUUGUGCAAGUCACGGAAAGUUACCAAAACGGAAAAUUUCUCGGAAAUUUCUGGAAAAAAUCACAGGAAACAAACUUUUUUAAAUGGACAAUGUUGAUUUCUGAACUGUAUCAGAAGUUUCUGAAAUUUUUCCUAGUGGAAAUUUAGCAGUUUUGGAAACUUACCGACGACAUCAGUAGUUUAGUUUAGACGGAUUCCAGCGAUACUGAGAGGUAGGCUCUUAUUUUCUUUUUUAAUAUAUCUGUAAGUAGUAGUUUUUAUUGGUAACUUUAUAUAAAUAAAAUACCAAUGAAGCUACUAUAGAUACAAUUAUAGUAGUAAUACCACGGGCCCAUUUCUCGAUAUUAGACUAAUAUUAGUCCACGAACUGUCAAAUCGUAUGGGUUUAUUAGACUAAUAUCGUUCGAGAAAUGGGCCCCAGGCGUGGCUCACUCCGCGAUUUCGUCGCGUCGCUACAAGUACAUGCGUUCCUCACCAAUUUUGGUGUCUAGCCAUAGUAGUUGCCGCGUACCGCUACGGAAUGGACGCCUGCUCGCGCUUGCGCUCGUAUCUGUCGUAAUAGAUGCGUUUUGUUAGAGAGUGAACCUUCUGUACCUAGUACUACUUAUUAUUUAUUCUGUGGUAAUACUUACAUCGUUAUCGCUGAUCGUGAAAAAUCCGUGCUGAUAUGUAUGUGCGUAUUUUUUACAUGUAUGUAAUGUUAGGGCGACAUCUGUGAAAAUGUUUAUAUAUCUGAAACUGCCUUUUUGUGUCAAACUAUCCGUAGUAUAUACUCUUGUGGCACACCAUGCAAGAAAAAUGAUCAGUCAAAUUUGAAUUCCUGGUAUUAGAAAAUAUAAUUGAAUUUGUUUCGUUUUAAAAUCAAACAAAAUAAAAGCAACUCUGUUCUAUUUAAUAAUGGUUCAAAUUUCAUUCUAGGAAUUUUGUAGUCAAGUGCAAAAAUAUGGGUAUAGACAACUUACUCAAAAAUAUGUCCCAUAGUUCUUAAUUCGCUGACAUAUGAGCUAUGGGACAUGUUUUUGAGUAUGAUUUGUGCACCCAUAUUUUUACAUUUGACUAUGUACUAUUAGGACUAUGAACCCCAUGAGGCUAUAGCCACAGAUCAAUUUACGUAUCUAAUAGACCAGUAAGACGCAUUAUGGUCACCAUACAUUGACUCUCAAGAACUAAUUCAGUAUGGAGCGGUUGUCUCAAUUUAGUUUACGACCUGGGCCCAUUUCUCGAACUAUAUUACAUAUUACACUAAUAUUCUUAGUCCACGAACUGUCAAAUCCUAUGGCUUGCCAUGACAUCACACUAAUAAUAUUAGACUAAUCUGGGGCCCAUUUCUCGAACGAUCUUAGUCUAAUAUUAUUAGUCCACGAACUGUGAAAUCGUAUGGGUUGCCAUGACGACAAACUAAUAAUAUUAGAAUAAUAUCGUUCGAGAAAUAGGCCCCAGUACUAACUCCAACACGCAUGUACAGAUCUGAUGUAGUGCAUAAUUGUAUUCCAUCGUAUUUUCUCGGAAACGUUAGUAUUUGUCACGCUAAUUCGGUCAACUACAUUUUGUACCGAUACUGAAUGGAAUAGCGAGACACGUUCGUAAGUUUCACGUGAAAAUACUAUGGAAAAUAAUCUGUAGUCGGGCAAGCCACUUUUGCCCGUAGAAAAAGGCGUGAAACAGGUUCUUACUUCAAACUGGGAUGAGUCCGGUCUCCUCACGUUGUUUAUUUCUUCACAAAAGCGACUACAUAGUUAAUAUCAAAUGAAAUGAUAGUGUACAUUAUGAAUAAUCUAUUAAUCUGUGUCUAUAGCAAUAUACAAAAAAUCGUCAGAAUUGUAGUGUUGCAAACUCUUGCAAAAUUAUUUUUUCAACGUAAAUCUUGUAAAAAAUAUGUUAUAAAUAAAAAAAAUAUACAUUACCUUCCUACGCUUUAAGGGGAACACACAUUAACACUUCCUUUCCUAUAUGUUAGCGUUAUUUAAGUAUUCAUAGGGCGCAAUAAUUUGUUUAAGGUCUGUUUGCCUUUCUGAAAGAUUUCACUUUAAUUUACUAUAAAAAGAUACAUACGGAAGAAAAAAUGGAUAAUGCUAGUACAAUAAAUACUAUAUGACUGUACUUAUAUUAAAGUGAUUUCCUUCAGUAAGCCAACAUUUUUGUGCAAUAAGUAUUUUAUUGAUGUAAUGUAAUAUUAAGUUAUUACCAUUAAUUUGUCCAAAACUAUGCAAUAAAUAUUCUUAUAUCUUUCCAAAUUGAAAUUAAAUGUGGUACUUGUCUACCAAAAUAAUAUUCAUCCUUUGCUUUACAUUUUGACAUUAUAUGUUUGUUUAUGUACCUAUUCUCUAAAUUUUUUUUGAAGAAAAAUAUGAAACUCCUUUGGCGUAAUUAACGUUAUUUGUACAGUCACCCGCAAUAAUAUGUUACUCUUCGAAGGCCGCAAAAAUAUGAGACGCGCUCUUAUGGCUCUAUAAAUAACAUCGUGUCAGAUAUUUUUGCGGCCUUCGUUGUGUAAUAUAUUAUUGCAGGUGACUGUACCUAUACCUAAUGAAGGCAUACAAACACAUGUUACGUGAGAGUAAGCAUAAUCGAUUUUCGUAAGUUGUAUGUCGGGGUAAUCGCAUGAAGGUAAGGACUGUAUCUGUCCUUACAUGUCCUAAUAAACUAUAUUUCGUUGUGAACCUUGUCUUAAAUGUGUCUUCUAACUUUAACUUUGACUUUACGGCCCAAAUAGUAAGUCUAUUUAGUUAGUCUCUUAGUAGAUUUCUAGUUAGGUCUUCUCUUUUUACUUAAGAAGGCAAUAAAAGGAUUGUGUCAAUUGUAGACUUAAAAAAAAAUGUGCUCGGUAUUUGACAUGUUUAACACACUCACUACCAUCGCGAGCUACGCGCUACGAGCGUAGCUGAUACGGGAAAAACCGUAUCGGCGCGAUUCGGGAAAUGAAUUAGACGUUCACUAGAUAUGAAAUAGUAACGAUAUGGGACGUUCCACGUCAAAAGGUACCCUAUGGAGGUUGGCGCUCACGUUACGCUAUUAUUAACGCUGCUUCAAUAUUAUUGCGGCCACAAGGUACCUUUUGCCAUGGAACGUCACAUAUCGUUAGUAUUUCAUAUCUAAGGAAUUUCUAAUUCAUUUCUCGAAUCGCGGCGUAUGUAGCGAAAAGCGCCUACGAACAGUGAAUCAGCCUAGCGGGUCGCUGGUAGUGAAUGUGUUAAAAUGCCGGAGAUAUGGCAAACCGCGGCCGUAAUUUGAGGGGCCUACCGCGAACUACGUUCGACGUGUUGCCUUUCUGUCGCACUUGUAAAUUCCUACGCAAGUGUGACAGGGAGGCAACACGUCGAAUGUGUUUCGCGGUAGGCCUUCGUUGCCUCUCCCACAGGAAAUUAAUAAAUCAAAUUACCUUCCUCUAUAAAAGUAUGCGCAAGUUAACAAAGAAGUAUCCACUUUAAUUUUAUUUAUGUUUCCCUUUGUAUUUAUAAUGAUAUGAUAAUUGUGAAUUUAAGGCCCCCGAGUAUUAGAAACGGAUGUUUCGUUAUGUGAAUAUAAUUUAUUGGAGUA
This is a messenger RNA of Cydia fagiglandana, 7377 nucleotides long. RefSeq names its product ankyrin repeat domain-containing protein 13D. The transcript is spliced from 14 exons. Gene Ontology annotation, molecular function: protein binding. The coding region runs from base 161 to 1993 and encodes 610 amino acids. Gene Ontology annotation, cellular component: cytoplasm. The record is from RefSeq and is a predicted model, not a curated record. Lineage: Eukaryota; Metazoa; Arthropoda; Insecta; Lepidoptera; Tortricidae.